CCUCAGCCUGCACCUGUACGGUCUCGGAGGGCUGCGGCCAGCGCCAGGGGCCACCCCCAGAGACCUCUGCUGCCUACUACAAGUGGAUGGGGAGGCCCGGGCCCGAACAGGGCCGCUGCGAGGGGGGCCGGACUUCCUGCGGCUGGACCACACUUUCCACCUGGAGCUGGAGGCCGCCAGGCUCCUGCGCGCCCUGGUGCUUGCAUGGGACCCUGGCGUGAGAAGGCACCGGCCCUGUGCCCAGGGCACCGUGCUGCUGCCCACGGUCUUCCGAGGGUGCCAGGCCCAACAGCUGGCCGUGCGCCUGGAGCCCCAGGGGCUGCUCUAUGCCAAGCUGACCCUGUCGGAGCAGCAGGAAGCCCCUGCCACAGCUGAGCCCCGCGUCUUCGGGCUGCCACUGCCACUGCUGGUGGAGCGGGAGCGGCCCCCCGGCCAGGUGCCCCUCAUCAUCCAGAAGUGCGUUGGGCAGAUCGAGCGCCGAGGGCUGCGGGUAGUGGGACUGUACCGUCUAUGUGGUUCAGCAGCAGUGAAGAAAGAGCUUCGGGAUGCCUUUGAGCGGGACAGUGCAGCGGUCUGCCUAUCUGAGGACCUGUACCCCGAUAUCAAUGUCAUCACUGGCAUCCUCAAGGAUUAUCUUCGAGAGUUGCCCACUCCGCUCAUCACCCAGCCCCUGUAUCAGGUGGUACUGGAGGCCAUGGCUCGGGACCCCCCAAACAGAGCUCCCCCCACCACUGAGGGCACCCGAGGGCUUCUCAGCUGCCUGCCGGAUGUGGAAAGAGCCACCCUGACGCUUCUCCUGGACCACCUGCGCCUUGUCUCCUCCUUCCAUGCCUACAAUCGCAUGACCCCACAGAACUUGGCCGUGUGCUUCGGGCCUGUGCUGCUGCCGGCACGCCAGGCACCCACAAGGCCUCGUGCCCGCAGCUCCGGCCCAGGCCUCGCCAGUGCAGUGGACUUCAAGCGCCACAUCGAGGUGCUGCACUACCUGCUGCAGUCUUGGCCAGAUCCCCGCCUGCCCGGAGAAGCUCCAGAUGUCGCGCCGUACUUACGACCCAAACGACAACCACCUCUGCACUUACCGCUGGCAGACCCCGAAGUGGUGACUCGGCCCCGCGGCCGAGGAGGCCCUGAGAGCCCCCCGAGCAACCGCUACGCCGGCGACUGGAGCGUUUGCGGGCGGGACUUCCUGUCUUGUGGGCGGGACUUCCUGUCCGGGCCAGACUACGACCACGUGACAGGCAGUGACAGCGAGGACGAGGACGAGGACGUCGGUGAGCCGAGGGUCACCGCUGACUUCGAAGAUGACUUCGAUGCACCCUUCAACCCGCACCUGAAUCUCAAAGACUUCGACGCCCUCAUCCUGGAUCUGGAGAGAGAGCUCUCCAAGCAAAUCAACGUGUGCCUCUGAGCCAGAGGACAGGGCGGGACCCCGGUUACAAAACUGGGCGCCUGGUGGCGAAGGCGGUGCCCUGGUGACCAAGGAGAGUCAGACCUGUUGCUCAGGCCGAGCUCCUGGUUGUUAGGGAGUUACCAUGGGACCAGUCGCGUGUAUGGCUGAGACUCAUUCCCCGUUUCCAGGGCCCAGUAUUUGGACACUAGUUGCGAAGUCUGGGUACUGGGGAUUUUAGGGACCAGAGGUUGUGACCAUCUUUCCUGAGCACCAAGGGUUUCACCUUUUGUUGCCAAAAAGGCAGUUCUCGCGCUUGCUAGGCUGGCCUCUCUUGCCUCCCCUUGGCCGGGUCAACACCAGUUACGGUGGGCAUCACCCUGGAGUGGUGAGUCACCUCUAGUCGGCCCUCUUGCUGCUGCCAACCAAAUCAGUAUUAGCUUUGAGCACUGCACUCUUGUUUCUCCCUCCCUUGGACGACACAAGGACUAGCAUGAGGCACUGUUUGUGGGAGGCAGCCCCUAUCCUGGGUUCCAGCAUGGACACAGGGGCAGCCUGGGGCUUAUGGAGAAACAGCUGGUUUCCCCCACCCUUUUCCCGGGAAGACCCCACGAUUGGCCUCUAGUCAGCAAAUGGAGAUAACAGAGUCUGGCCUUUCCAAUCCCCAUCCCCUCAUCCCCACCCCUGAAAAGAAACUGAGCACUUAAACCCCUCUCUUUUGGAGGGGCCCCCCAAAGCGUGACGCUGGGGGCAGUCUGGUACGGAACAUAUUUAUUGCCUCCAUGCAUGUGUGUGUGUGUCUGUGAGGACUGGUGUGCGUGGACACGUCUGGAGCAGGCGUGUGGGGCUCUUUCAGGGCCCACAGAGGAGGGUGCAGUUGGCAGUGCCCAGCUACCCUGAAAUCCCCAGUAAUGGUGCCUCAGUGGGCCCCAGAGUUCCAGUGGGAGAGUACGGUUCCCUCCUGUCUCCCUCUUCUUUUCCGCACCUCCAUCUUUGUGGAUAAUAAAUCAAUAUGCACAGGUUCUGAGACUGAGUA
Molecule: messenger RNA, 2423 nt
Organism: Mandrillus leucophaeus (drill)
Lineage: Eukaryota; Metazoa; Chordata; Mammalia; Primates; Cercopithecidae
Gene: SYDE1
Product: synapse defective 1, Rho GTPase, homolog 1 (C. elegans)
Exons: 6
Coding region: 695-1408 (237 amino acids)
Biological process (GO): signal transduction
Source: RefSeq, a predicted model, not a curated record